Molecule: messenger RNA, 3240 nt
Organism: Peronospora belbahrii
Lineage: Eukaryota; Oomycota; Peronosporomycetes; Peronosporales; Peronosporaceae
Source: the annotation of a GenBank genome assembly
AUGAAUGUCAGACAGACUGAUGUCGAUGAUACUCAAAGCUCACAAGGCUCGGACGAGUUUGUAAAUGGCUCGAUCUUUCGUAUUAAACUACACAAUUUUCUUACGUAUUUAGACGCUGAAUUUUAUCCAGGACCUCGCUUAAAUCUGAUUCUUGGUCCUAAUGGUACGGGGAAAAGUUCCAUCGUAUGUGCACUCUGUGUCGGUCUGGCUGGUAGUACUCGUUUGUUAGGUCGAGCAGAUAAAGUUGGACAGUUUGUACGUCAUGAGAAAGAAAGUGGCUACACUGAAAUUGAGCUCUAUUUUGAGCAAGGGAAUCAAAUUAUACGUCGUACUAUUUUUCGAGAUAAUAAAAGUACAUGGCAAGUGAAUGGAAAAGAUUCGACACUUAAGAAUGUUGUGGGCAUUAUGGAAGCUGCCAAGAUUCAGAUUGACAAUUUGUGUCAGUUCCUACCACAGGACAAAGUGGGUGAAUUCUCGAGAAUGAAUUCCAUUCAAUUGCUAAAAGCGACGGAGAAUGCUAUGGCAGACACGGACUUGGCUGCGAAGCAUGAAGAGAUUAUUCAAUUACAACACAGUUUAUCGGAUAAAGGACGGCAAUUAGAGCAUGCGCGAACUGCGCUGGAGAUGAAGAAGAGUGAGAACGCUCAACGAGAGAAAGAGGUGGAGCGGAUUGAAGAUUACGAAGCUCGCAUUGCAGAGACAGCGGUGAUGGAGAAAAAGUGUUUGUGGCUCGAGUUUGAGGAAGCAAAACACGAGGUUCAGGAGCUAAAAGAAGAAAAGAAGCGCUACAAAGACGCCAUUGCGAUUGAACGAAAAGAAAAGGUUGAUCCUCUUGCAGAUCUGUUAAAAAAAGAGUCAAUCAAGCUAGAGAACGUAAAGACAGAGAAAGCAGAUGUAGACGACGAGAAACGUCAGCUGAUUGAAAAUAUCAGACAGGAGAAGAGUCAUAUCGAUAUAAUGGAAAGUGCUCAAGACCAGACCUCAAUGGAUGUAAAAGAGCUGCGUACUCAACACGUUGCUACCCGCCGGAGACUUGAGCGAUUAGAACGCGAUGCAGUUGAGUGGAAAAAAGAGCGCGAAGGAAUGGCUGACGACGCGGAUCUUAAAUUGCAAAAGGAGCGAUUGGAGAAGCAGCAGCGCGCCAAAGAUUUGGAGGAGAUGGAAAUCCGCAGCAAGAGAGAAUCACGUGCUCGCGAACUGUCUUAUAUGGAGAAUGAGCAGAUGAAGGUGAAAAGCAAGCUUGAAAAACUUGAAAACGAAGAUUUUCAGAGACGACUGGCCCUUCAAAGGGCUGAUCCAGAAUGUAUCCGCGCCGCGGACUGGGUCAAAAAUAAUCCGCAUCGAUUGAAGCGGAAAGUAUGGGGGCCAAUUGCACUUGAGAUAAAGCUCAAUGAAACGAUGCAUGCAAAGUACAUUGAAGACACUCUUCCGAAGUGGCUUUUAGGUGCACUGGUGACCGAAUGCUACGAUGACUAUAAUACGAUUCUCCGCGAGUUGAAAAGUGAAAACUUCGAUCGUUGCAUAAAGGCUUCGGUCUUGAACGUUGAAGGCGGAAGAUGUCACGCUAUUGUCCGACCAUACUCAAACGAUAAGAUGAACGAUUUUCGCAAACAAUAUGGCAUGACCUGCUUUUUGGAUGAGCUGGUAACUGCUCCGGAUAUCGUGCAUGAAGCUCUUCGUGUUCAUGGGGGUCUGCACACGGUCAUGGUUGGCUCACAACAAACGGAAGAUAUCAUCAAUAGAGGUGGCAAUCUUUUCUCCGAGAUUGCGUCAGCAGAGCGAAAGGCAGCGUUUGUGACUCCGUACAAGAAAUAUGUUACUUCGGUUUCCAAGUAUGGUAACCGGAACGUUACCACGCGAACCAAUGAUCUCUUGAACCCUCGUUUGUUGGCGACUUCUACAUCAAACGAAGACGAGAAGACUGAAAUGAAAAAAAAGCUAGACGAUUUGAGCUCUAGAAGUAGGAGCAUUCAAGAAGAGAUCAUUGAUCUUAAAGAGCAAGAGAAGACGUAUGCAGAAGAGAAGAGAAAAGCUCAGUAUUGUAUUGCGGAAAUUCGCUCCCAACGGAAGACAAUCAUUCGCUUGGAUGAUAAAAUUGCUGAAAGUGACAACAAGCUUUAUUCGCUGAAGAGUGAAUUAGCACAGGAUUUGUCAAAGAAGGAGGAAGUGUUGACUCGAAAGCUUAAGCACCAGGCUUCCAAGCAAGCGCAGCAGAUAAAACGUUGGCUACAGCUACUAAGAGAUCUGCAUAAGGUUUGUGCUCGUGAAGCAUGCUUAUCACUGCAGCUCGGUACGCAACAAGUUCGAGUAGACUUUACCGAUAAAUACCUGAAGCAGACGGAAGCCACCCUUCAGAAUCUCCGAGACGCUUACAAGCUUGCAAAGGAAAAUCUGGUGACCGUAGCCAGAAAGGCGAUGAGUUUAAAGUACAAAGCAGAGAAAGAGGCUCCGUGGGACGUUUACGAAAAACGCUUUAAUGAACUUCCAGAUGAUCUGGAUGCGUUGCAAGGUAAAAUCGAAAAUAACAAAGCAGCUCUAGAAUGCUUUCGCGGUGAUAGGAGUAUCCGUGAACUUUACGAACGCGUGCGCGAUGAAAUUCGAGACGACGAAGUCCGCUUGGCUGAGCUGGAAAGUUGCGUGACACAAAGUGAAGAUAAGAUUAGCGGGAUCAAGGAACAAUGGCAUGCCAAACUUAAAGAAGUGGUGCAGCAUAUUGACUCCUCUUUUGGAGAAUUCUUCAAGGAUAUCGGAUGUGUUGGCGAAAUAGUGCUUGAUGACGAGAACCCGGAUGUAGCAAAAUGGGGCAUCCAGCGUCGGGCACAGUUUCGUAAGAACGCAAAACUAUCGACUAUGACUGCCGAGGAGCAAUCUGGAGGAGAAAAAUCUGUGGGAACUAUCAUGUACUUGAUGGCUCUUCAGGGUCUCACAAAGUGCCCAUUCCGGGUAGUAGAUGAGAUUAAUCAGGGCAUGGAUGUAUAUAACGAACGCAAAGUAUUCCAGCGAAUUACCAAGUCAUCAUGCGGUAGCAAGCUGCCACAGUACUUUCUCAUUACGCCAAAGCUUAUCACAGGGCUUACGUAUCAUCGCGACACAAAGGUCAUGAUCAUUCUUAAUGGGCCGUACAACAAGAUCCAACAAGAAAUGUGGGACCCAAAUCGUUUCAUCGCAUGUGGAAAGCAAACAAAGCGCAAGUCGGGCGGUAUUGUUAAUGGCUCCUCGAAGAAGCGUACUCGAGCAUAA